AUGCUGUUCGAGAAGGAUCAAGAUGUUAUUAAAGAUCAAUCACUGUCUGUAUCAAUAAGAAAUAUUGAACAGUAUGAUAUUUCAGAUUAUGAUAAUGCCUUAGCUUACCUUAAAAAUCAAGAUCAAAAUGAAAAUAUUAGAGCGGAUGUAAAGAGGAUAACCAAAAAGUUAGAUAUGAUUAUCCUUCCUAUUCUUUGUGGUAUUUAUUUAUUACAAUUCCUUGAUAAAUCGUUAUUGAAUUAUUCAGCAGCAAUGGGUAUAAAAACAAAUCUCAAAAAUAAUGAAUUUGCAAAUUUAUCAACUAUUUUUUAUGCAAGUUAUAUAUUUGGGGAGCCUUUUAUAUCAUAUUGUCUUCAAAAAUUCCCAAUUGGAAGAACAUUAGGAGUUUUCAUCAUCUUGUGGGGGAUUGUAAUCUCUUGUCAUUCAGCAUGUAAGACAUAUGCUUCAUUAAUGGUAGUUAGAACUUUACUAGGCAUAUUUGAAAGUUCAUCCACCGUGGGAAUAAUAAUUAUUUCAGGAAUGUAUUAUUCUAAACCACAACAAGUUUCAAGAAUGGGUAUAUGGGCUUUAAAUGCCGGUACGGCCACUAUAAUUGGAAGUUUAUUAUCUUUUGGAUUUCAACACAUACAGAAUUCUCAAUUUCAAAGUUGGCAAAUAUUAUUUCUUGCAAUGGGAGUAAUCACUAUAGUUUAUGGAAUUUUUGUGAUUUUUUACUUGCCUAAUAAUAUUGAAUCCGUUUGGUUUUUAAAACCUAAUGAGAAAAUAUACUUACUUCAAAACGUAAUAAAACCAAAUCAAACAGGAACUAUAAAUUAUAAAUUUAAAAAGGAACAAAUUUUGGAAUUAUUUUCAGAUAAGUUUACAUGGUUGUAUUUACUUUUAUGUAUUUGUUCACAAAUUGUAACUGGAUCAAUAGGAACAUUUUCAGUGACGAUUACUUUAACAUUUGGUUUUGAUAGUUAUCAAUCUGCACUUUUACAAAUCCCAAUUGGAGUGUUAAUAAUUAUAAUAAUUAUUGCAUCUACUCAAUUGGUAUUUUAUGUUAAAAAUAUCACUUAUGUAAUGAUGUCAAUGUUUAUACCAACUAUUAUUGGUGCAAUAGUGCUUAUUAUUUCUCCAAGUAAGAUUGGAAAUUUAUUAUCUUUAUAUUUAUUAUAUUCUGGUUCUUGUUCAAUUACUUUGAUUUAUUAUUGGAUAUCUUGUAAUACAGCUGGUAGUUCAAAAAAAUUUUUUAGAAGUGGGUUAAUUAUGAUUGGGUUUUCAAUUAGUUGUAUUAUUGGUCCACAAUUAUUUCAAAGUUAUCUGGCUCCAAAUUAUAUAAUUGCAAAAAUUGUAAUUUUAAUAACUCAAGUUUUAUGUGUUCCUUUAACUUAUAUAUUGGGAUAUUUAUUAAAAAGAGAAAAUGAAACAAGAGACAAAUUAAAGAAUGAAGGACAUGGAGAACAUGAAUUAAAGGAAAAUUUCGAAUGGAUGGAUUUAACCGAUAUUGAAAAUAAAAAUUUUAGAUACUUUUAUUGA
Messenger RNA from Insectozyma verbasci, 1518 nucleotides. The record is from the annotation of a GenBank genome assembly. Lineage: Eukaryota; Fungi; Ascomycota; Pichiomycetes; Serinales; Debaryomycetaceae.